GGUGAAUGGCGCUGGUGUGGGCGCACCACCACCAGCGUCCGGGGUGCAUCUCCUCCCACUCCCUCGCUCCCGUCUCCUCCCUCCCGCACACCUCCGCCCACGGGGCCGCGAAGCUCCCUCCCCGCACCGGCCAGUGAGUGUACAAAGCGGCGGGCGAGGGGACGUUUCGCUUCCCAGGCGUGCUUCGCGGAGCAGUGAGAUCACCGGCGUUAUAAAUAUCUCGGUGCCAGCGCCGAGAUCCGCUCGGGUGGCCUCUCUCUCCCCCUCUCCCUCUCUCCUCCCCGAGGCUAUGUCCACCCGGUGCGGCGAGGGGGGCAGCGCCAGAGGCUCGCAACAGCCCUGCAAGAUGCACUUAGGACCCCCGCGGCUGGAAGAAUGAGCUUGUCCUUCCUUCUCCUCCUCCUCUUCAGCCACCUGAUCCUCUGCGCUUGGGCUCACGGGGAGAAGCGUCCGGCCCCCAAAGGGCAACUGGGAUCUGCCGCCACCGAUCGAAACCCGGGAGACUCCAGCGGCAGCCGGAGCGGUAGCGGCGCGACGUGGUCCUCGUCCCCUGCCUCCGCGUCCCCCGCGGCUUCUCCGCGCAGCCCCGGGAGUGGCUCGGAACCUGGCAGCUUCCAGUGGAGCCCUUCAGGGCGCCGUACCGGCAGCCUCUACUGCAGAGUGGGCAUCGGCUUCCACCUCCAGAUCCACCCGGAUGGCAAAGUCAAUGGCUCCCACGAAGCCAAUAUGCUGAGUAUUUUGGAAAUAUUUGCUGUGUCUCAGGGGAUUGUAGGAAUACGAGGAGUUUUCAGCAACAAAUUUUUAGCGAUGUCAAAAAAAGGAAAACUCCAUGCAAGUCCCAAAUUUACAGAUGACUGUAAGUUCAGGGAGCGAUUUCAAGAAAACAGCUAUAAUACUUAUGCUUCAGCAAUACACAGAACUGAAAAGACUGGACGUGAAUGGUACGUGGCCCUAAAUAAAAGAGGGAAAGCUAAGCGAGGCUGCAGCCCACGGGUUAAACCUCAGCAUGUCUCUACCCACUUUCUACCAAGAUUCAAGCAGCUGGAACAGCCAGAACUUUCUUUCACAGUUACUGUUCCUGAAAAGAAAAAACCACCUAGUCCUGUGAAGCCAAAUGUUCCUGUGGCCCCACCUCGCAGAAGUCCAAGCACAGUGAAAUACAGACUGAAGUUUCGCUUUGGAUAAUACUCAUGAUGCCCUUGCGAGAAACCA
Messenger RNA from Jaculus jaculus (lesser Egyptian jerboa), 1212 nucleotides. RefSeq names its product fibroblast growth factor 5 (gene Fgf5). The transcript is spliced from 3 exons. Gene Ontology annotation, molecular function: growth factor activity; fibroblast growth factor receptor binding. Gene Ontology annotation, cellular component: cytoplasm. Bases 376 to 1185 code for a protein of 269 amino acids. NCBI's taxonomy places the organism in Eukaryota, Metazoa, Chordata, Mammalia, Rodentia, Dipodidae. Gene Ontology annotation, biological process: positive regulation of gene expression; animal organ morphogenesis; cell differentiation. The record is from RefSeq and is a predicted model, not a curated record.